AUGGUAAAGAAGCGUGUAGCACUGAGCACUGAUGAGGAGUUUGCCGUACACGAUGACUCAAUGGUAACGAAGCCUGUAGCACUGAGCAGUGAUGAGGAGUUUGCCGUACACGAUGACUCAAUGGUAACGAAGCCUGUAGCACUGAGCAGUGAUGAGGAGUUUGCCGUACACGAUGACUCAAUGGUAACGAAGCCUGUAGCACUGAGCAGUGAUGAGGAGUUUGCCGUACACGAUGACUCAAUGGCUGACCACAAUUGGUGUGAGUACCGCAAGGGUGUUCUUCGUAAGGACUGCGCUUCGUUGAGAACGCCACUUCCUGUCGGAUAUCUGGAAAUGAUGAAGGCUUUGCAGACUUUGCUCGUGUUGACAAUUCUUGCUCCUUGGUGUGUCGUGGGUUACUCGUCCUUUCAGUCACUUAUUCCGAAUGGAAAUGCUGUCCGUGACCCUUGUGAUCAAGCGACACUGUGGGCGGGGGUUGGCCAUCAGGCUAUGGGCGGUUCCGGACUUAGAAAUCCUUUUGGCGUCGACUUUAACAACAAUGGCAAGGUGUGGAACCGGACAUUGUGUGAAAAGGACUCGGAUGGCGAUGGAGCCAGUAAUGGAGCAGAGCUUGGCGAUCCCGACUGUUCGUGGACCCCGGGAACAACCCCGUCUGGUCCGCCAACUGGACAUCCAGGUUUGUGUGAGCCUUGGAGUGAUCCAGUGUGUUUGCUGGCAAAUACGUUCCAUACUUGUCAGACACAAGACUUUCAGUGUGACCCUAUCAACAGUCCAGACGUGAUGGACUUUGCCGUUAGAUUUCCAUCAACGGCUGUUCCUGCCGACGAGACAACUUACAUGUGCAUGAAUUUUGCCUUACCGUCUGACAGGGACUAUCACGUGAUAGCUGAUAGAGGCUUAAUUGACAACGAAUACGUCAUGCAUCAUAUUCUAAUCUACGGAUGUCCGAAGGAAGUUGAACGUUCUGAUUUGGUUAAUGAUUUGAACACCCCCUACCCAUGCGGGAUGGCAGGAGAAGUACGCUGUCAGGAAAUCAUUGCUCUAUGGAGUGUCGGCAUUCCCGGUUUUUGUCAUAACGAAAAUGCCGGAUUCAGGAUAGGGCCCAAUGGCUACAGAUAUGCUUCAAUGCAGAUGCACUGGAAUAACCCAAUGAAGAAAGCUGAUUACACAGACAGUUCUGGAAUGACUUUGUUCUACACGCCAAUAUUACGGCCUCACAAUCUUGGAAAUCUGAUGACAGGAGAAAACUUCUUCCAUAUCCCACCAGGCGAAAAUCGUUAUAUCGUAGAAUCGCACUGCUCUUCCACGUGUUCAAAUCGAAUCAUGAAUGGGUCUGUUAACGUCGUGGCCGGACUUAAUCACAUGCAUUACAUGGGUAGAGAAAUGGCCACGCUGUAUACCCCUGUUGGUGGUGCUGAACAGGUCAUUAUGCAUGAUCCUCACUUCAGCUAUGACAACCCUGAAGUGCACACGUUUUCGCCUCCAAUAGUAAUCAAUCCGGGCGAUGUGAUCAGGACCACAUGUUCCUUCACCUCAUUACAUAAAGACACGACAAUUUUCAGCGGUGAAGCAACUUCACAGGAAAUGUGUUUUGGAUUUUUGUUUUACUAUCCGAAGGAAGCAAUUCGGUCCCGUCAGUGUACCACUUCCAUGGGUUUACCUCUUUGUUCUCUUCAUCAUGACACGGAUAUGAUCGAUGGAUGUCAAGUCGAAUCUUUCAUGAGAAAUCAAACUUAUUUUACAGAGCUAUUCGGAGAGCUUUCACGACGAUGUGACACUUCCUUCUGCCGUAAGGAGUGCAAAACUUACUUGAAGGAAGAGAGAAAAAAUCCUUGCUUUCAGGGGAGAGUUGGAAAGUAUGUCGAUCGUGUCCUUGGUAUUUAUGUCGGUGUUAAUGAAAUGGCCCGCUAUCAUUCGUGUAGUGUCGAACUCGCCCUGGAGGAGGUCGAACCAUGCACAUGUACAUCACCAAGACCUUGUGUGGAGUACACUGGGGCUGGGGUAUCCCUUCGGAUGUCGUUUGUGGUUCUUCUGCUAUCUAUGGCUCACACAUUCUUCAUGUGAUUUGAAACUGUUCAGUA
Molecule: messenger RNA, 2081 nt
Organism: Ylistrum balloti
Lineage: Eukaryota; Metazoa; Mollusca; Bivalvia; Pectinida; Pectinidae
Exons: 11
Coding region: 1-2064 (687 amino acids)
Molecular function (GO): copper ion binding; dopamine beta-monooxygenase activity
Source: RefSeq, a predicted model, not a curated record